AGGAUCUGACGCAGUCAUUUGAUUCGGACGUGCCUUCUUGUUACAUUUCUACCUCUGUAUUAUCUACGGAGAAUUUUUCAGGAUUUUGGACGUAGUGGUUUAAAAACACCGCUAAGAACGAAACAUUGCUGAGAAAUCGUUAAAGAUCAUUCUGUAGGAAGGACUAUAAAAAGUUAACGGGCUGUCAAGCCUGUAACUCAAGCUGGAGUAGGACGUUUAUGUGGGAUUUCUGGACAAAAACGAAUAAGUUUUUCCUUAGUAUGCUUUCAUCUAACGGGGUUCUUGUGACGUUGAUUUUGGACUGUACCGUAUAGAGGCAUGGGCUCUCUGAAAGCUUUGCAGGACUGGUGCAGGGUCCAGUGUGAGAGUUACCCUGAUGUGGACAUUAAAAACAUGUCCUCAUCCUUUAGAGAUGGAUUGGCCUUCUGUGCCAUCAUCCACAGACACAGGCCGGACCUCAUGGACUUUGACUCCCUUUCAAAAGAAAAUGUCUAUGAGAACAAUCGACUGGCAUUUGAGGUUGCAGAAAGCGAGUUAAAUAUUCCAGCCCUGCUGGAUCCAGAAGACAUGGUGUCCAUGAGCGUGCCUGACAGAUUGAGUAUUAUCACCUACGUCUCUCAGUAUUAUAACUACUUCACCAACAAAUACCAAGAUAACUCCACGUGCAUGAAGAGACCCGCUUUUCCAGGCUUCAACGAACAAGUCAUAAAGAAACCAUCAUCUCCAGAGGAACAGGCCACUAAGACAGAAUUGGGCGUAGAUAGCCAAUCAAAAAGCAACACUCUGAGCAGCAGCUGCCUAGUCUGUGGAAAGCACGUUCACCUGGUUCAGAGGAUCCUCGUUGACGGCAAACUUUAUCAUCGGAACUGCUUCAGAUGCAGAGAAUGUAGCAACACGUUACUUCCUGGCUCCUACAAGUUCACAGAGGAUGCUGGAUCGCUAGUUUGCACACAUCACUUUACCAGGUCCACCAGUCAAAACUGUCACCCCGAUCUGAGUAAUCAACUAGUGCCUACAAGCUCAAGCCCCAAAGACCCACCCAAUAGAAGUAUACAGGAGUCUACAGCAUCACAAAGUGAUGAUAACGCUCCAGAGAGAGAGGAUGCGUUCAGACAUGAAACGUCAAGAGAAAAUCAUCCGGACAGCAGCUCAGAGGAGAAGACAGAGCAAGUUCACCAAAAUCCUUUUGAUGAAUCUGAAGAGGAGGAACAGGACCCCCAUCAAGAAGAUGAAGCAGGAAACAAGCCAGCUGCUGAUGGAAGUAAUAGUGUCCUUCCUUCAAUGCCAGUGAGGAGUACCGCAGCAGAGGGUCCGCCAGUACCAAAGCCUAGACGGGUGUUGGAACCCUCUCCCGCCCCUCGUCCUGUCCCCAGACCACGCCCACCCAGACCCACUGAGAGCUUGACGGUGAAUGGAGACACUCAUAGUGGAUCAGUUCCUGUACCAAGAGAGAGAUCACACUCACCUGCUGGCAAAGCAGCUGACACUCCUAAACCAAAAGACCCACCCUGGCUGGCUCUUGUCCAGUCAGAAUCCAAGAAAAAAACAGCACCUCUCCCACCCGGUAUUCCCAGUCUAGCCUCUUCUGGCUCAGCUUCUUCUCUAAAAGAGGAGAGAUCAGAACCAGUCGCUGUUCUCAAUCCCUUUGAUGAUGAGGGUGAUGAUGAAGACGGAGAGCCAGAAACCAGUGCUGAACCUCCCUUAGGUCCAGUGGUGUCCAACCAUCCUUGGUAUAGGAUCACUCAAGCUGCUAAAGACACAGAUGGAGACGCCAGUGGAAAAAGUCCCGCAAGUGUUGGAAGAAAGAAGCGACCAGCACCCCAAGCUCCAAAAUCAACGUCAUCAGUUCUGAGAAAAGAGAGCAUCUCCUCCUCGUACUCGGACUGCAGUGCAGUUCCCCAUCGGCCACCUGCUUACAAACAGGACCACUUGUUUAUGAAGAGUGUGUCUGAACCAUCAAUCAACACUUCUACCACCCCAAACCCUCAGCCUUAUUGUUCUCCGAGCCGGUCUCUGGCACCACCACCUACCAAUACCAGCUCAAUGCCAAGCACUCCAGAGACCAGUCGUAGUAUGAGACAGCCCCCGCCUCGGCCCUCUUCACAGACACCCAGCACUCCAGCCAAGCACACCUGUAAAGAGAAUCCAUUUAAUCGGAAGACCACCACCUCUUUCAGCGCUCCUAUAUCCGGACGCCCAAAAGGCCCUCGUCCUGCACGACCCCCUGCUCCUGGACAUGGAUUUCCUCUCAUUAAACGUAAGGUCCAGUCCGACCAGUAUAUCCCAGUAGAAGAUGUUCAUAGUGAAAUAAGUGAUCUGGAGAAACAGUUGGAUGAACUGGAGAAGAGAGGUGUUGAUCUGGAAAAGAGGUUACGGGACUGUUCAAAUGAUGAUGCAGAAGAACAUCUGCUUGUUGACUGGUUUACUCUGAUUCAUGAGAAACACUUACUGGUGCGACGAGAAGCUGAGCUGGUCUACACAGCUAAGCAGCAGAACCUGGAGGAAAGGCAGGCAGAUGUGGAAUAUGAGCUUAGAUGUUUGCUGAACAAGCCAGAGAAAGAAUGGACAUCAGAUGACAAAGCCAGGGAGCAGCAGUUGAUGUCAGAACUUGUCACUAUUAUUGAGCAGAGGAACCAGAUCAUUAACAACAUGGAUCAGGAUAGACAGAGGGAGGAGGAGGAAGACAAACUGGUAGCAGCUAUGCUUAAGAAAAAAGAGUUUCGUGGAGAAGGUGAGCUGAAGAAGAAAGCAGGAAAGUUUAAGCCCAUGAAGGUUCUGAGGAGAUUGAGCACCAAGAGUGAAGGACUAAAGGGCAAUAUUGCCAAAAAAGAGAACAUAUGAGAGCGAGAGAAAUGUAUAAUAUGUAACUUGAUAGCUAAUUCUUAUCUCCCAGAAGGGCUGUCACAAUAUCAGAUUGUUUCUUUCUAGAUGAUUAUUAUGGCCAAAAUAAUUUUAUUAAAAAAAAAGAAAUAAGGAUCAAUAAUCAGUGAAAUUCAUCUUUCAUUUUGUUUGCCAAUGAUUCGUAAUGAAAAUGUGCGUAUAGAGAGGCAAUGAGAGAAUUGCUAACCAUUGUGGCUCUCAAGGCUAAAUGUUAAACGGGUACAAUAAUGUAAAGAUGUUAACCAGAUACUGGCUCUAAAUCAUUUACUACAAUAUCAGUAUUAACACAGUAUCAUUAAUCACUGUCUGAUCGACAACACUGGUAUGUUUUGACACCCCAAAUUAUGUUUAUAUUACUGUAAAAUAGAGCAAGUCACCAGUAAUACUGAUUAACAUAUAUCAGCUUUACUGCUACUACAUCUGUUAAAAUGGGUUCUGUUAUGACAUUUUACAAAGUCUUGAUAUUUUAAGUUAUUCUAAAAACUUAAAUUAAGCAUUUAGUCUGCUAACAUACAUGUACAUGUCUCUUUAAACCAGUGAUUCUCAAACUGGGGCCGUGGCCUCCUGGGGGACCCCAAGAUGGUUCCAGGGGGGGCACAGAUUUUGUGGCAUUUUAGAAAUAUAGAUAUUUAUCAUACAUUUUGUGCAAUCAAACAUCAGAAAAACAACACCACCAUCCAAAAGAAUUGAUGUUUUAGCAUUGUUUAACUGACUAUUUUCUUGGUUUAAUUAAAAUUUUAAGUUUAAGAUUAUAAAUCUUUAUUUGGGGGGCCGCAAAGCAACGCACGCUACUGAAAGUGACCUAUUAGUCAGAUAUGGUGACCCAUACCCGAAAUGUGACCUCUGCAUUUAACCCAUCCAGAGAGUAGUGAACACACGCACAGCAAGUGGUGAACACACGUACACCCGGAGCAGUGGGCAGCUAUCACUGCAGCGCCAAAGGGGGCCUUACAACAAAAAAGUUUGAGAACCACUGCUUUAAACACACAAAACAGCGGAUGAUAAAGUCCUUAAUGAAGUGCACCGUGAGUGGGAAAUGGAACCCCCUUAAUAGUAAUAUAAAUUAAUAGGUUUACUAAAUUGUUGAUGGUUAUGACAAAUUUAGUUUGGAUUUACAGCUCAAAUUAUUUUAUUUGACACCAUAAUCUCUACAUGAAGAGUUCAAAAAUCAUGUUUUUAUUGUGUUAGUUGGCUGUAUUUUUUUUUAGUUAUUAUGGCUUAAAUCAAAACAAACCAACUGCAGUUUGAUUGAUAUUAAUGCAUAAUAAUAAAACAUGAUUUUUGACAAAUUUUAAAAACCGAGUUAUCUCAUUUUGGAACCAAACUCUUCAUGUAAUCUCUCCAUUUUAAAAUACUACAGCUGAAAAUGUGAUAUUUAAUGUUCUAAACAACGUUUUAAGUUUCUGUGAAAAUUGCAGUGUAAUUUGGAGUUGCUCCACUAUAGUGUGGGAAACCAUCAAACCUGUGAAUGAAUCAAAUGCCGUGUUCAUUUAUGUUGUUGAGAGUGAAUCGGAGCAGCCAGACAUUUUUAAAUGCAGAAAUGUUGCCAAUGAACAAGAAAACCCAUGUUAACUAUACUGUAUGUGUGUUUUUAGUAUUUAGCAAUAACAGGUCUUCCUCAGGCUUUCAAGGCCCCUGAAAUGUGUGAUUAUGCAAUAAUAAUUUUUUUUAGACUUUAACUGCAAAGAAUGUCUGUGAGACAUUGCAUGCUGGGUUGUAAAUCUCUAUUAACAUGAAAUUUACUUCUGAAGGAGUGCCUCGAAUCGGUUUAAUUUAUGGCUGGAUGUCCUCAAUUGGACAUUCAGUGUCUUAAAAUAUUUUGUUGCCAUCUCAUUAUGUGUCUCAUCUAUACAUAUUGUGUGUAUACUGUACAUCAAACGUAACUAUUUUUUGUCUGUAAGAAAAUAUGUGUUUUGUCUUUGUUGUUGAACAAAUAUAGAAUGCUUGUUGUCUAAAAUAAUCCCAGGGCUUUUAGGUUGGAAGACUUAAAAAAAUAAAAACUUAAAACACA
Molecule: messenger RNA, 4891 nt
Organism: Triplophysa rosa
Lineage: Eukaryota; Metazoa; Chordata; Actinopteri; Cypriniformes; Nemacheilidae
Gene: micall1a
Product: MICAL-like 1a
Exons: 16
Coding region: 319-2841 (840 amino acids)
Molecular function (GO): protein binding
Source: RefSeq, a predicted model, not a curated record